Molecule: messenger RNA, 1637 nt
Organism: Hermetia illucens (black soldier fly)
Lineage: Eukaryota; Metazoa; Arthropoda; Insecta; Diptera; Stratiomyidae
Gene: Cwc25
Product: pre-mRNA-splicing factor CWC25 homolog
Exons: 2
Coding region: 89-1591 (500 amino acids)
Biological process (GO): mRNA splicing, via spliceosome
Cellular component (GO): U2-type spliceosomal complex
Source: RefSeq, a predicted model, not a curated record
ACGUCAGUUCUAGGACCGAAGACGCUAGUGUUUUAUAUAAAUCCUUGCCUUUUUGGUUUCCUAGGGAUUUGAAUUAAUAGUCCGCAACAUGUCUAAGGGUCGUGGUGAUGGAAAGAGUAGUCAUAGAACUUCUGUUUUUUCCGAAGACAACUCGAAAUUGGAAUGGAUGUAUAAAAGUGGUUCAGAUCUUCUUAACCGUGAGGAGUAUUUGUUGGGCAGAUCAAUAGAUAAGCAGUUCGAACAGUUGGAUUCGGAAGAAAAGAGCCAAAAGGAUUUGCCUGGUGUAGUGGUUCCAAAAAACCAUGUUGAGCACGAGUGCAUUCCAUUUUCCAUCCGAUCUUAUCGAAAUUUACAAAACAACGAGCAAGUAGAUAUCCAGAGAAAAAUUAUGGAAGACCCUCUGAUGCAGAUCCGGCAAAAGGAAAUGGAAUCGAGGCGUCGUAUUUUAGAGAAUCCGGUAAAGUUAAAGGAGCUGCAUAGACUUUUGAAGCAAGAAGAAAUAGUAAAGAAAUCGAAAAGUUCAAAAAAGAAAAAGAAAAGCAAGAAGAGCCAUAAGAAGAAGAGAGGGCGGAAAGAUUCUAGUGGUGCUUCAUCAUCUAGCGAGGACGAGGACUUGGACAAAUUGCUAGCGAAAAAAUACCGGCAGAUUCGAGAGGAAUUCGGUCCAAACGAUGGAACAUUCAAUUUGAAGAAACUUCUCGGCAAGGAGGGCAGCAACACUUCAACGAGUGCCGCAAGACACAUAAAGGGCGAGACGAAUGAUGCUGAAGAGAGCGACCAAUAUUCGGACGACAAAGGUCCAGACAAACCACCUAGACCUAUUUCAAAACAUCAGUUACCAUCAGAUGAAGUGUCGCGGUAUAGGAAAACGGGAACGUAUGGAAAAGCUGACGAUUAUAGCCAUCGCAGAUCCAGAGCCAGGAGUCGCAGUUAUGAUGAAGGGCGUAAUCCGAAAACGCAUAAGCAAAAAUAUAAUGAACGACGUCGAAACCUGUCACCGGAUCAGGCGGAAAAAGUACACAGAAAUCGAAAUAAAAGCGGUAGUCCCAGGAAGAUGAAAUCUCAUGAAGAUUAUGGCAAGAAUAACAGCCCGAAAAGGAGACAUAGAGAAAGUUCAAGCGAUGGUUUCUCUCCUUUAGCAGCAGCUAAUGAAUUGGAUGAAAAAUGCUGGAAGAAAAAUUACGGCUUAGUGACGGCAUCUGGAGAAAAGAUCGAAUUGAAGGGAACGCUAUCAAAGAUUGAGCCUCCUCAGUCUUCUCAUAAAUAUUCUGCUGAACGUCCCAAAACUGUCCAGCAGCCGGUCAAGAGCAAUCAGAGAGAAAGACUGACUAGCGAGGAGAAAGAACGUCGUUGUCGAGAAAUGAUGAAAAACGCGGAAUGGCGAGACACGGACCGUCGGAAGAAGGUGGAGAAAUACCGAGAAGAGUAUGAACGCGAGGAUGUACCUAAAGAUUUUGACCAGAAUUUUAUCAACAAAGCAAUGCACAGAGCGAUGGAGACACAGACCUCUAUGGAGUCGCGUCUUAAAUCAAAUAUUAAUAACAUUCAGCGAUCGGGUCGAGCAAUGGAAAGCAAUUUCGCUAGAAGAUAGGAUUACGACUUUGUAAAUACACAAAAGAAAAGUUCUCUACUAUUCA